CAAAACGUUUUCCCUCUUUGUGUAUCACCAACAUGGAUGCUUUUCAGAGCAUUUUAAAAUUCUUUCUUAACCAAAAAACUGCAAUUGGCUACAGCUUCAUGGCUUUGCUGACCUUGGGAAGUGAACGUCUCUUUUCAGUGGUGGCUUUUAAGUGCCCCUGCAGUGCUGAGAAUAUGGUCUAUGGGUUGGUUUUCCUCUUUGCCCCUGCCUGGGUGUUGCUGAUCCUAGGAUUCUUUCUGAACAACAAGGCGUGGAAACUCUUCACAGGUUGCUGUGUGAACCCCAGGAAAAUCUUCCCCAGAGGCCACAGUUGCCGCUUCUUCUAUGUCCUGGGCCACAUCACACUGAGUUCUUUGGUGGCACCAGUGAUGUGGCUUUCUGUGGCGUUGCUUAAUGGAACGUUUUAUGAAUGUGCCAUGAGCGGGACGAGAAGCUCGAGACUCUUGGAAAUGAUUUGCAAGGGCAAGCCCAGAGAGUGCUGGGAAGAACUUUACAAAGUGUCUUGUGGUAAAACUAGCAUGCCACCCAUGGACAACGAAGAAGUGAAACUGUCUCUUCAAGCCCAGUCUCAGAUUCUAGGUUGGUGCCUGAUUUGCUCAGCGUCUUUCUUCUCUCUUCUCACCACUUGUUAUGCACGCUGCAGAUCUAAAGUAAGCUAUCUGCAACUGAGUUUUUGGAAGACGUACGCACAAAAGGAGAAGGAGCAAUUGGAAAAUAAGUUUCUGGACUAUGCCAGCAGGCUGAGUGAGAGGAACCUGAAAUGUUUUUUUGAAAACAAGAGGCCAGAUGUCUUUCCCAUGCCCACGUUUGCUGCCUGGGAGGCUGCUUCAGAGCUUCAUCUAUUCCACCCAAACCGGCAGCACUAUAGCACGCUCCACCGGGUGGUGGAUGAUGGUCUGGAUCCUGCCUCUCAGGACGAGGAGACGGCAAUGAUCCUUGUGGGUACCGCCCACAGCCUGUAACAUUCACCACGGCUGACUCACUGUGUCCAGCAGAACACUCAUUCUGACAGUCUCACAAUACCUCCCCCCCCCAUCUUCCCAUAGAGCCUCUUUAGAAAACAACACAAAAGGAAACUGCCUGGAACUUUCAAGUACAAUGUCAGGACUUGUCAACCGUUGCAGAGCGAUGACAAAGACCCUUUUGGGCUGGUGGAGGGUGAGGCUAAGAGAGCCCAAAGGUUGCUCUCAGAUUUUGUGAUUCAGCACAAGGACUCAUGCAAAUGGUCUGCCACUCUAUAAAUAUUCGCCAUGUUUUGGGGUUGGUGUUGAAGCAGUGGCUUGUGAGGGAAUGGUAUGCACAACACAGUUUGCUGUACCCAGGCCUCUGCUGAGGGUUGUCAGAUAUUCUUGUGUAAAUCCAUUCCUACUGCCUUUCAAGAUGGAUGAAAUCGCCGGGCAUGGUGGUGCACAUCUUUAAUCCCAGCACUCGGGAGGUACAGGUAGGAGGAUCGCUGUGAGUUCGAGGCC
Jaculus jaculus (lesser Egyptian jerboa) is the source of this 1469-nucleotide messenger RNA. It is a transcript of the gene Calhm5, whose product is annotated as calcium homeostasis modulator family member 5. Gene Ontology annotation, molecular function: monoatomic cation channel activity. Lineage: Eukaryota; Metazoa; Chordata; Mammalia; Rodentia; Dipodidae. The coding region runs from base 33 to 962 and encodes 309 amino acids. The record is from RefSeq and is a predicted model, not a curated record. The transcript has 2 exons.